Messenger RNA from Colletotrichum graminicola M1.001, 1023 nucleotides. RefSeq lists its product as uncharacterized. The coding region runs from base 1 to 1023 and encodes 340 amino acids. The transcript has 2 exons. Lineage: Eukaryota; Fungi; Ascomycota; Sordariomycetes; Glomerellales; Glomerellaceae. The record is from RefSeq and is a predicted model, not a curated record.
AUGGAAGCCGGCCUCGUAAACAGUGCCGAGAGCGACGAGGCCAUCGCCACCAACAACGUCAACAACGUCAACAACGCUCGUCGAGGUCCGCCCCCCGACCUCGCCGUACCAGAAGUCGUACUCCGGCAUCUACCCUCAGACGACGACGAAGAAGAAGAAGAAGAUGAGGAGGAAGAGAAGGAGGAGGAGGAAGGUCCGGGGACGGCGCAGAGAAGCGCACUCAGCGUCCCGGGGCCGGUGUACGCGUCAACGUACACCAACUCGCCGUCCUGGAUGUCGACGUACACAUCUUCCACGCACGCCACGACGUACACCACCACCCACGAGCGCUCGCGGCGGGACGGGGACGCGGACGGCGACUGGCUGGACGUGAGGAGCCGCAGGCCGCCGUAUCCCCGGCGGCCGAGGACUUCGAGACGGGACGCCAGGGCGAGGUCCUUCGGUACGGGGACAGGGACAGGGUCGGGGAUCGAGGUGCCGGGGUGGGAUGCGGCGGAGAUAGAGGGUGGGAGUUAUUGCGUCCUCGAGGGGGCGAGGUGGGAGGAGCAGAGGGCCCUUGCGACGCCGAGGCGGCGGCAGCAGCAGCAGCAGCAACAACAACAAGACCCAAAACUUCGCAGUAAAAAGGGUGCCUUCGGGAAGGGGAAAAGGUGGAGAACCAAGUUCGGACACUUGUCUGAUGUCUCGAGGACGACGUCGCUGCCGCUCGUGGAGCCGCCGACGCCGCGAUACGUGUACGAUGUCUUUGUAGUGUCUGCCUCGGGGACCGGGGCGAAGGGGCUCGGGGUGCCGUACAUGUCGGGGAAGGGUCACGCCCGGGCCGUCUACUCAAUGGCGUACGUCAGGGGUACCGGAUCCGCGAGAGGCCCAUGGGGCAUGUUCGCUGCCAAGGACGACGACGACGGAGCGGGCGGCCUCGUGGGGGUUGUCUGGCGGGAGGGUGUCUGGAAGGGUGUGUUGGGGUGUUUGCAUGAUGUGCUUGGCCUCGGCAGAGGAGGCGGUUGGAAGGACGAUGUAGACUAG